AUGAAAUUGGCCCGCGGGCCGCACGUCGCCUUCCCCGGGCUCAGCCGGGUUCGCACGUCCCAUCCCUAUAUCGAAGUAAUGGUCCCUGCCCGGAUAUACGCGCGGGUCACAAUUCAUUCCUCCCCCAGUUCGCCGCCAGGAGCGAAGCUGUGCGCCUGGGCCGAUGCUCGCGGGUGGGGAUUAAUCGACUGGGGCUCGGGUUUCGAUGGCAGUGGAUUAAUAUUUUCUUUGUUAGUGUCGGUGGCGGAGAUGAAACUGCCCGCUGCGAUGCGCGUCGUGUGUCUCUCGGAGGUCAUUACCUGCCUCGUUGUCUUCACCAGUGUCAUCAUCGACGAUGCACCUUUCAUCCAUAAGCUCGCCUAUUAUAUUGGAACAUGUUUCUUACCACCUGCCUUGAUGCUCACGUACCCCAAUAAAGAUGCGCGCGAACCACUGACUGACUAUAGAACGCCGUGUUACAAAUGCGUAUGCAUCUUUUCUGGGCGAAAAUCGAAUUCCCCGCUCCAACUCGAUAAUCGCUCUUCAUCCCUGGUUUCCGGGGCGACGAGGGAAGCGGUUCUGGAGAAUCCGAACCCGAUCCAAUAUAGCAUCGGAGAAGGUUUGACGGGAAGGAAAGGUGACGACCUGAAGCCCACACUGAGCAGGCGGGAGCAUCAGAGAGCAUUUCAGUUUUCCGCGUUGGCGGGACGACUAUGUCAUGAUCCGCUGUGCUCGCGUUAA
This is a messenger RNA of Notodromas monacha, 720 nucleotides long. The record is from the annotation of a GenBank genome assembly. Lineage: Eukaryota; Metazoa; Arthropoda; Ostracoda; Podocopida; Cyprididae.